GGAGAAAGAGAAAACUGUGAAGGGUGAAGAACAACAAAAAAACCCACCAAUGAGGAGAUCAUGGGGGUUCAACGCUACUGGCUGCUGUUGGUGUUGAUCGAGUGCCGUGAAUGGAUUACAGGAGCUGUGGGUGACAUCAGUCCAUAUAUAAAGCAUUAUGAGGGCUUGUCAUAUGACAGGGAGGAUCUUCACAAGAUGCACUUGAGAGCCAGAAGAGCCACACAACCUCAGGAACAUACGCUGCAGCUGGAUUUUACUGCUUUUCACAGAACUUUCCGUCUGCGUUUGAGACGAAAUGCAGCAGCAUUUUCCCAAACUUUCAUGGUGGUUAGUGAAAAUGGUUCCACAUCAGCUGACCUCUCCCACAUAUAUUCAGGAAUAUUAGAAGGUGAACACGGUUCAGCCUGCCAUGGCUCUGUGUUACAGGGUCAAUUUGAGGGAACCAUCCACACAGACAACGGGACUUAUCACAUAGAGUCAGUCCAUAGAUACAACAGCAGCCAAACAGACCACCACUCUAUAAUCUACCAUGAAGACGACAUGAUCCUGCCACCCAUGAGACCUGGUCCUGAUGGAUUCUGUGGUGCAGAACAUUUAAACGUCCUCGCCCAAAGCCUCAGACCCAAAGAGGAGGCAGCAGCGAGCCGGACCAGGAGGACAGUUGAUGAGUCAAAGACCAGCUGCCUGCUCCACCUCCAUGUUGACCACCUCUACUUCAAGAGGUUCAAGUCUGUGGAAGCUGUUGUGGCUCAGGUGAGCUCCUACAUACAAGCUGUGAAUGACAUCUACGACAAGGUGGAGUUUGAUGGAAUCAAGCUGAUCAACUUCAGAGUCAAAUCCCUCAGUGUGAUGACGGAGGAGGAUAAAAAUGAUCCUCUGAAUCCUCUGUUUAUCGGGCCUGAGACGCUGUUGAGCCUGUACUCUGAGAAAAACUGGGGCAACUUCUGUCUGUCCUACCUGCUCACUAACAGAGACUACAGCGGAGUGCUGGGGCUCGCCUGGGAGGGCAAGACUGGUAACUGGGGAGGAAUAUGUUCAAAACAAACCACCCUGCGUAACGGCCAGACCGCCACCCUGAACACAGGUCUGGUCACAAUUCAGAACUUCGGACAGUUCCUGCCUACUCGACUCGUCCAGCUGACCUUUGCUCACGAACUCGGCCACAGCCUGGGAUCUCCGCACGACGAGGGCUCUAACUGCGGGAAUCUUGGUUCCUCUGGUGGUAAAGGCAGGUACCUGAUGUUCCCUCACGCCACAGAUGAGGUGCGUGAAAACAAUGAAAAAUUCUCCCACUGCAGCAUCAAGCACAUCAGCAAGAUGCUUAAGUUGAAGAAGGACGACUGCUUUGUGGUCAGCAAUCAGCCCAUCUGUGGAAACCAGAUUGUAGAGAAAGAUGAGGAGUGUGAUGUCGGUCACAACGACACAGACCCCUGCUGCUACAGCGCUAAAGAGCCUGUAGGAGUCCAGUGUCGCCUCAAGCCUGGUAAAGUCUGCAGUCCGAGUCAGGGCCUGUGCUGCAGUCAUGAUUGCGGGUUUAAGCCGGCCAGUCAGACCUGUGAUGAGGAAACUGACUGUCAGAGGGAGAGUGUGUGUUCAGGCCUUUCCCCGCUCUGUCCCGAGCCAAGCGCCAAGGAAAACUUUACCGUCUGCAGUCAGGGCACACGUGUCUGCCUGAACGGGGUCUGUGCUGAGUCUGUGUGUGUGAAGCACCGCCUGCAGCAGUGUGACUGUCCAGGAGACUCCAUGAAGGAGAAAUGCCACAUGUGCUGCCAGCAGCUCGAUAAGCCUGAGACUUGUGCCAGCACCACCUCCUCCGUGCUGUCUCGUCACUUUCAGAGAAAAGCGAUGCCGCUGGUCGGUGGGGCUCCGUGCUCUGGAAACCGAGGUUACUGCGAUAAAUUCCACGUGUGUCGCCUGCUGGAUGCAGACGGCCCCAUCGCACGACUGAAGAACUCUUUUUUCCAAUUUGAGGACUUCAGUGAUGUAGCAGAGUGGAUGAAGGCUCAUUGGUGGGCCAUCCUGCUGGCUAUCCUGACUCUGUCUGGAGUGAUGGGCUGCACCAUCUGCCUCUGCAGCCGCACCCUCAAUACCGCUGACCUGGAGUAACCUCUGACCUUCUGGGAACUAUCCUCACAAUGACGCACAAAUUCAUUUAGAUUAAUUUAUGAGGGGUUUUGAAGUGUCAAGGCCACAUUGAGGAGAUUCCUUUUUUCAACUUUGUUCCACAUCUGAAGUGGGUGGUUGAGUGGUUUGCAGGUGACUCGGGAGGACACACCUGCUCAGUGCCAGUUUUUCACUGACUGAUAUCUUUCGACGUCAUUAUACAUCUGUCAUUUCUUUUCCUCGUGUGACUUGUCUGUUUACAUUUCAGCAAGUGGUGAGUGUGUUCUACAACGUGAUGCAUGUGUUGUGGAAAACAUCGCUGCUGCUGCUGCUGUGGGUCCAUCAGCCCUCUCAGAGGAGCCACAUACUGUAGCAGUGCACCUACAGUGAUUUAAAGGGCCAUCUGUCCCUACAAAGGCUGGUGGGAUUUAGCCUGCGAUGUCCUUACUGCUGUGUUUGAACUUGAGCGCUAAUUUGAGCCUAGAUGAACAUCCAGCUGUCCACCACAGCGACACUUUCAAUUUUAAUAUUGUCACAGGAAGAAGAGAUACCAAGUCGAAACUGAUGGUUGACAGGGCCUUGGGUCUAAAUGAUGUCAGUUGUCUGAAAAAGGUUCUGAUGUUUAAGUUAAUAA
This is a messenger RNA of Seriola dumerili (greater amberjack), 2737 nucleotides long. Its product is annotated as disintegrin and metalloproteinase domain-containing protein 10-like. Lineage: Eukaryota; Metazoa; Chordata; Actinopteri; Carangiformes; Carangidae. The coding region runs from base 61 to 2106 and encodes 681 amino acids. The record is from RefSeq and is a predicted model, not a curated record. Gene Ontology annotation, molecular function: metalloendopeptidase activity. Gene Ontology annotation, cellular component: plasma membrane. Gene Ontology annotation, biological process: membrane protein ectodomain proteolysis; Notch signaling pathway. The transcript is spliced from 15 exons.